CAUACAUUACAUACUACUAGUAUUAUAUAUUUAGUUUUCGUUUAUAAAUAAGAUAUAGCAUUGGUACAAGAGCAAACACAACAAAAUCCAAGAGUAAUUUGCUAAAAUUACCUCACUGCAUAGGAGUAUCUAUCUAUUCUUCACCACAAAUUCCUUCAAUUCAUAAGCCUUGCUUCCGUAUAUUUUACUUUAAAGGAAUAGUUAUGGCAAAUCAAUCAUCUGAGCUAGCCAUUGAACAACUGAAGAAGCUUCUCAGAGAGAAAGAGGAACUUAAUGAGGUGGCCACUGCAAAAAUUGAGGAAAUUAUAGUUGAGUUGCAGGGAUGUCAUCCACAACCAAUUGAUCCUGCUGAGCAGAGAAUCAUUGAUGGUUUUACUUACUUCAAGCUCAACAAUUUCGACAAGGACCGGAAAUUGUAUGAUCGACUUGCUAAAGGACAAUCCCCCAAGUUUAUGGUAUUUGCUUGUUCUGACUCUAGAGUGAGUCCCUCUAUUAUCCUGAACUUUCAACCUGGAGAAGCUUUCAUGGUCCGAAACAUUGCUAACAUGGUCCCUCCAUUUAAUCAGUUAAGAUACAGUGGAGUUGGUGCAACCCUUGAGUAUGCUAUUACAGCUCUAAAGGUGGAGAACAUCUUGGUUAUUGGACAUAGUCGCUGCGGCGGUAUAUCAAGGCUUAUGAGUCAUCCAGAGGAUGGUUCUGCUCCAUAUGACUUCAUAGAUGAUUGGGUGAAAAUUGGUUUACCUUCUAAAGUCAAGGUCCUGAAAGAACAUAAAUUCUGUGAUUUCGAGCAACAAUGUGAAUUUUGUGAAAUGGAAUCAGUGAAUAACUCAUUAGUGAACCUUCAGACAUAUCCAUAUGUUGAUGCAGAAAUAAGGAACAAGAACUUAGCACUAUUGGGGGGUUACUAUGACUUUGUGAGUGGAGAAUUCAAGUUUUGGAAGUAUAAGACUCAUAUUACUGAACCCAUUACAAUCUGAAUCCUCAAUUAAGGAAUCAAACUUUGAACCACACUAACCCACUUGGAUUGGCCUAGUGGCAUUGAUUUGAGACCUGGGAGUGUGCUCAUCCUCGAGGUCUCAUGUUCGAUUUUCCCUAGUGCAUUUAGCUUCUUCAACAAAAAAAAACUUUGAACCACUAUCUCAAGUGACUAGUUUGGUUGUACUGUACAUAAAAAUCUAAUAUCAGUGUGAAUUUUCUUGAAUUGAAACGUCAUUUCUUGAAGAUAUUUUUUCA
This is a messenger RNA of Medicago truncatula (barrel medic), 1233 nucleotides long. Its product is annotated as carbonic anhydrase 2. The transcript has 9 exons. Gene Ontology annotation, molecular function: carbonate dehydratase activity; zinc ion binding. The coding region runs from base 204 to 977 and encodes 257 amino acids. The record is from RefSeq and is a predicted model, not a curated record. Gene Ontology annotation, biological process: carbon utilization. NCBI's taxonomy places the organism in Eukaryota, Viridiplantae, Streptophyta, Magnoliopsida, Fabales, Fabaceae.